Molecule: messenger RNA, 858 nt
Organism: Fusarium graminearum PH-1
Lineage: Eukaryota; Fungi; Ascomycota; Sordariomycetes; Hypocreales; Nectriaceae
Product: DNA replication complex GINS protein PSF1
Exons: 3
Coding region: 107-745 (212 amino acids)
Biological process (GO): DNA replication; DNA strand elongation involved in mitotic DNA replication
Cellular component (GO): GINS complex
Source: RefSeq, a predicted model, not a curated record
CUCAGAACAUCAUACGAAUUUUGUGUCUUUCGAAUCGAUGACAGUCGGGAUAUGCAGAUAGACAACACAGACACUUGAGCGCACACAUACUCGGGCCAGCUGCACCAUGUAUGGAGACUUGGGCAACAAGCUGGUCCAACAUGCCAAACGAACGCAGAACUUGGCACAUCUACCGCCUUACCAGACCGAGAUCGUCCGCGCCGUGACACGCGAAGUGAGGGACCUCGACAAAGAUGUGGGAGAACUUCUCGAGCCUUUCCAGGGUUCAUUCGACCCCAGCGCCGACCAGGCAGUUUCCUGCACGCUUCUCGUGAACCAUCUAUCUAUGCGAAGGAACAAAAGAUGUUUACUUGCCUACCACCGGACACGGACAGACAAGCUGGAGGAGCAGGUAUGGAAUGGAUCAGACGUGGUUGAUCUGUCCGGCCAACAAGUACGAGACACGAGCAACUCUGGCACAGGAAGCAGCGGUGCGACGAGCAGUCUAAGCCCGCAAGAGGAGGAGUACGUUCGACAGUAUAGUGACUUGUUAGCCGCAUACAAAGGUCAAUGGACGGACAUCGACCUCACGGGUAGCCUGGAGCCGCCACGAGACUUGUUUAUUGACGUACGAGUCAUCAAGGAUGCUGGAGAGAUUCAAACAGAAUACGGGGCUAUCACUUUGACUAAGAACAGUCAGUUUUACGUUCGCCAAGGAGAUGUCGAAAGACUUAUAACACAAGGAUAUUUGCAUAAGCUUGGUUGAGGGGUCAUGGUCCGUUGGAUUUGCCAGGCGGUUUAAAUGAUCAUGACUGUUGUGUUGUUAUACCCUGCUAGAUGGCAUUGAUACGAUCACAUGUAAAAGCAUUGCCAUAUACU